Messenger RNA from Serendipita indica DSM 11827, 573 nucleotides. The record is from the annotation of a GenBank genome assembly. NCBI's taxonomy places the organism in Eukaryota, Fungi, Basidiomycota, Agaricomycetes, Sebacinales, Serendipitaceae.
AUGGCACUACCUGCAAAUCUGAAACAAGCUCCUACACCUCAAGAGUUGGAAUACAUAACAGGAGAAAUCAUCGUUGCCAUCGAGCCACUGUUUAGAAUGGAGAAAGUCCGACUGGUUUCUGUUAGGUGUGUAUGGACCCUUCAGACCGCCGGCGAAGACGAGAGUCCCGCUGUGGCUGGCACAAUCACUCAAGCUCAAACGGAAAUGUCGAAUCGUCCCCCCGGAUUGGGUGACAACUUUCUCACCUUGAGAUUACAACAAGAGACCUCGCAGAGCGAGCUAUCGAAGAUGCCGUUUCGUUAUGCAGAGGUUGCAAAGGUACUCCUUGAUAUAGCUUCAGACGACAUUAUGGAACCAGACAAAAUACGGAUCCUCCUCAAGGACAUUCGGGAAGCGAGACAGGCCAAGUCGAGACAACUUCUGCUUGCUCUCGACGCACCUUACACUACGACAGAGAAUCUCUGCUCCAUGGAGAUUUGCGAGAUGAGGUUAUUCUUUAGUAGCGCAAUGGGCAUCAUUUCCAAGUUGGACGUCGAGGCACCAGCGCAGGAUGAAGAAAUGUACGAUUUUUAG